GCCAGCAGCGCGGCGUGAUAUCUCUCGCCCUGCGAGAGUGGUGGUGGGGGCUACGUCCAUGCUACUUCGGUUGAACUCGUAAACCCGUUAUAUAUAGGAAACAAGUUUAACGCGAUUAAAUUCGCGUUAACAUGGGCGGCAUAUGGAGCAGGCAGAAUGUCCGGGUUGAAGAGGUGGACUUUGCCGCCAACUGUGCCUAUAGGUAUCCGCCAAAAACUGGCAACUAUUUCGCGAGCCACUUCAUCAUGGGCGGUGAACGGUUUGACGCCAGUCAGCCGGAGGCGUACCUGUUCGGCGAAAACACCGACCUGAACUUCCUCGGAGGCAAGCCGACGCCCUUCCCGUACCCAGCGCCACAGGCCAACGAGCCCACAAGGCCUCUACGAAGUCUCGUCAACAUUCGGAAGGAAUCGUUGCGUUUUGUCAGAAUCCAAGAAGAAUCCAAGGCGGACGAUGAACUGACAGAGGCGGCCCCGCCAUGCCGGUACAACAUCGAGUUCACAUUCGACACGGACGUUCGGUGUGCCAUCACCAUCCACUACUUCUGUACAGAGGAAAUCACCAGCAAUGGACUUAUUUAUAGCCCGAGAAACGCGGAGAUGAGUUCAGAGACAUACCACUACAAACGCGGUGCCAAUCAGCAGUUCAGCCAGUCGUCCCACAUUUUUGAUCCAAGUCUUUACUGUGAGGAAGAGCUGACCUACAACUUCGAGGAUGAAAUUCUGCCAGUUGUGAUCCACUGCCUGGCGGAGGAAGGUGAUGAGCCGCGGCAGUCGCACGUGUUGGUUGCCGUGGUGGAGAAGAACUCUGACAACACGUACACGCUCAAGCCACUCAAGCAGAAGCUCUUUGUCGACGGCCUCUGCUAUCUGCUGCAGGAAAUCUACGGCAUUGAGAACAAGAACGUGGCCCAGACCAAGCCCCCGACCGGAGACGAGGAGACGGAGGACAGUGGCGCCGAGUGCGUCAUCUGCAUGUGCGACAGUCGGGACACCCUGAUCCUGCCGUGCCGCCACCUGUGCCUGUGCUCGUGCUGCGCCGACUCGCUGCGCUAUCAGGCCAACAACUGCCCCAUCUGCCGUGCCCCCUUCCGCGCCCUGCUCCAGGUGCGCGCAGUGCGUCGCACGCUCUCCUCGGCCGUUGCCGUGCCGCACCUCGCGGGUUCAGCCGGAGAUGCCCAGACCUGCCAAGACAUUCCGCCAGGUUACGAAGUUGUGCCACUUGUGGAGGCCCUCAAUGGACCGGUCGUAAGCUCUGCGCCGGCCGCCGCAAUGCACCUGACUGUAGGCCUGCCGCCCGAAGCUGGAACACCUGAGGGGCCAGCAGCCAAGCCUCGUAGGAGUGGAAGGCGGCGUUCAGGCAGCACUUCGUCGUUGCAGACGGACAGCGCCGGAGCUGUGGCACCUCCAGAGGUUGUGGUGGCAGCGGUUGUUUCUUCGGACCCCGAGAAGGGACGCGCAGUGUCCCCGCUCGGUCCAGACGUCCGCUGGCACCGACGGAGUUCCUCACGCGCAGCGCCGGAGCAAGUUCGUCUGCUCUCGGAGUCAUCGGAGAGUUCCGCUAGUCGUCGAAAGGAGAACCUCUUGUUGGGCAAGCUGGUCAGACAGGAGAGAAGACGAAUUCAGGCGCACAACGAACACAGGCGAACACAGUUACGGGGUCGAGAGGCAGAGGCAGCGGAAACACGCUCGCUGCUCGAAGGAAACGGAGGCGCCGAGUCUCGGAGCCAGGCAGUGACUUCACCAUCGGCACACGGAAAGCAACACACGGUGUCUGCUUCGACGCCGCACUCGCUACACCUUUGCCAGGCCAGGCCAGACAAAGAGAACAAGGCUACGGACACUUCCCCAGGAGCAGAGGACUCUGACUACUACACCCCCGAAGACCCAGCCGUGCAGGAGGGCGGUCACUUCCUGGUCGAUCAAGGGACUGACACCAGCUUAGACACACCACUAGCAGAGACCCCCAGCGCCGAGAGCUCGUCGGGAACGGCAGUGCCGACGCCGUCGAGCGGCAGCAACAGUGCCAAGAACUCGCCGGACGCUAUGGCGCUGCGCCGGCGGCGAGCCUUCGACGACCGAUGCUCGCCAGUGCAUGAGGAGGAGCGCCCCAUCGAGCUGGUGGAGGUCAAGAAGGUCACCACGCCGCUGGCGCCCACAGGGACCACGACGUUCGAGGCACGCACACAGACGACGUCGCCCUCCCGCCCCUCCGCCAGCGGUAGCGUCGGCCAUGUCGAGACUAGCAUCUCUCUGCCGGGCACUCCCGCUAGCAACGCCAGCAAUCGCAGCAGCGGCGACAGCUGCAGCAGUGGUUCGAGCACGCGCCUGCUGCUGUCUGGACGACACGCCUCCUCUCAACCUCCGAGCAAGACCACCAGUGGCAGCGUGGACUGAUGACAACUGCACAGAAAGAAAAGAAAGAAAAAGAAGACAGAAGACAAAAGAAAGUCAAAGGAAAACAAAAGAGAAUGGAAAAGGAAAGAGAAGUUCCGAGUUCCGCAGAGGGCAAGCCAGAUCUGCGAGUUCGCGUUGCUGGAAGAAAAGGAGAAGUGCCGUCAUGGUGCACGAGUUGCCGAAUUGCCAAUGCUUGCCUUUGCCAAGAAGUACCAGUAGUUCCCGCACACUCGUGAGGAGGCGGGCCAUAUACUUCGAGGUGCACCACUUGCAUUGCGCGCCACAUGGCGCUAAGCCUAAUAUAGGCUUAGCACUUUAGGCUUACAUGCUGUCUAAAAAGGGAGAAAAAUUGCAGUCGUGAAAUACGAACAUUUGGAAGAGAAGGCAAGGCUGGGCAGUGUGCUUAUACGUGAAUUCACUCUCUUUUUGUGAAGCAUGCGCAGGAAAUGGGCUUCGCUCUGUGCUUUAGUUCAUUCGUUAUUGCCUUUCGCUGUUAAAUUUGGUCGCAACUGCCAUCAUCGCAGGCUAUGGGAGGUGAAGGGAAGGGUCGGUGUGAGGUGCAAGUCUGCUUGAGUCUACGAUCAAUGGAGCGGCUAGGGCAAAAGCGCAGCGAAGUGCUUUUGCGUGCUUCUUAAUUGCCUUCGGCUACAAAUCAAUCGUGGCCGUUACCUAGUGUUGAGGUGGAAUACAAGACUGGUGGCUGGUCUGAGUAAAAUACAUAUAGCUGGUCUCUCUACACAACGUGUCUGGAAAGGUGUAGCUAAGUGAUUUUGUUUAUUUGUAAUCUGUGGCUAUAGUUCAAGCAGCGAUCUGAAAUGGAAUGCAGCUGGCAUGACUAUCAUACACUGUGUUCAAAGAGUUUGUGCAGAGCCGUAGCUUUGUUUGUGUUUUUCAACUUACUAUGCCUUUGAAGCGUUAAUACGAAACAGCUGCAUUGUGGUAUUUAGCUUGGCCAAGUUUAGGACCUGGCUCCACGAGUUCACUCAGCAUUUCAAGUGCUGGAUAUACAGCCAGCUUUGUCAAUCCUUGUUUUUUUUUUUUUUCAAGAGCACUGAUAUGAAAUGUAGUUGGUUCAUAAUUCUUUAUACGCAACAUAACGAGCAACUGAUUAUUGGGGAAGUUGGUUUUUUUACCAGAAAGAAGAAAAUAUGCUUGGCUUGCGCUCUAAGGUUAGUAGUAAAGAUUCGUAAAUGCAAAGCUGAUAAGCAGUGAGGUAUUGGCAGCUUAACCAAGAAAUUCACUCAACGUUGGCCUAAGGCUAUGCACCGGUGUUUCACGGGGAUAAAUUUUGCUGCAGGCAGACUUAUUUUAUGGAUUCUCAGUUCUGAUAGUGAUAUGGUAUCUGAACUGCCAACAAGUUCGUCUGGUGCAUUUUGUUUGCCUCUCUUUUACACUUACUUGGAAUAGUUCAAAGUUCUCGCGUACAGCAGAAUUAAAAGACUUCAUUUUGCACGCAUUUAGCUCAACCUUACCUGUUGGAUCCACACGACUCUGUUCUAGAUCUUGGGCUUCAACUUUUUCUUACCCCAGGGAAUUAUAUCCAUGCAUAAAAUUUACAUGCAUAGCCUGAAUCUUGUGUCUCGUGAGCUUGCAGAAAGCCUGCUCAUUUUGACACUGUCUUUUAGAAGGCCAUCAUUUUCAUUGUAAACGGGAAUGCCAUUUAGUUUCUUGGUUUGUGCAAAUUUCAAAUCGUUUUGACCUCGUUCAUACGUUUUUGAGAAAAAAACGUACUGACCGGGAAAACGUAUGGUCCAAAGUCACUAAAAAUUUGGCAGGCUUAACUUAGUUGACAUCUAUGUAAUGCGAAGCGUAGUGUGAAUUGUUGCAGCACAAGAUGCUGGCGCACGUCGAGCUGGUGGAGGCAAAGAGGCCCGAGAGGCUCAUUGUCAUUUUCGCGGCUUCGGCAAGCUUACGUUCACGUUCCUAGAAAUCGUGUGUAGGUCGGCAGCUUUUUCGAGUGGGGCAAUUUGGCGGGAAUUUCUGACGCGCUCACUCGCGGCGAAUCGUUGCGGCAUGAGACGCAGAUGCCCGGGGAACUGGUAGCACCCAAGCGACCGUUGCCGUUCAGUCGCGUUUUCCUUUGUGAAACCAAAACGAAAUCCAGCUGGUGGACAAUGCUGGCAUACGAUGCCGCCUGAGCAAAAAACGUGACGCUCACUUCGCAUCGCCUGCAGCGGGGAAUGGCAGUGCGUUUGGGUUAUCAACUCUUAAAAGUGUGCAGUACACUUCCGACGGCACUAUAUUACGUGCACUGUGGAACAGAUAGGUGAAGAUGCUUAUCGCGAUAGGGUUGGCGGCUAUGUGGGAGGAGAUGUGCUGGUACCGGCAUAGGAAGCGUAGUGCGCGCCGUCGUUUUUAUGUGGCACGGGUGGGCAAGUACCAUUCUCAAUCACAUGCGCCUCUUGCCUCUUCUUGCUUAACAUAUCUAGUGGGCAGAAAACGUAUCAUACGAUCGCAGUUUGGCAGUGCACUGAAAGUUGUCGCCGAAAGAUUGCGUUCUCUGGGAACACAUGAACGGGUAAAAAAGAAGCGUAGUUGUAUUGGGUCAUUUUUUUGUGUUCUCGAUUGUGAAGGUCGGCACCGGGAAAUCGUACGUAGUGGGAUUUUAUCAGUGAGGUUCUACUGUAAUGUUUUGCACUACUGGGUUAGGUCACAUGGCCAUCAUUCCGUGAUUUAUGCUAACAGGUUGACGUCAUGUUUAUUUGGUUCUGACAUAAUUUAUAUGAAGUCAGGUUAUUGUAUGCUUUCAGACAAAGACACACAGUUCCCAACAGAAUCGGCGUGUUCUUGUGGUCAGGACCACUUUCGAAUCUCUUUUAUGUUAAACUGAACACGGCGUGGCACACUUCAGAGAUGAUAAAGUGCUAUUGUGGUGUUGCGACAAUGGUGUCACGCGGCUUGUUCAGAAUUGAGUCUCCACAUAUUUUGAAAUCCAGCAGGAGGAGAGACCGUUUUCAUUGUUGCAUUAACCAUCUACAAUUUAAGGGGCCCUGAACCACCCCUCAGGCUUGGUGAAAUAACGUAGUCCGCGGGUAGCAUACGCUGUUGUAAUCAUCUCAGCCAAGUUCUGCUGUCGUACGCGGUCCGUGGAGCUCAUAAGCGGAAUGCGAAGUCACCUUUCUUUCAAACACUCUCGUUUCAAAAGACCCAAUGAUCCUUGCUCUUUUCUGUGUGCUUUAUUUCGUACCAAAGCACACUCCAAUACACGGCUGCUAUUGGUCGCUGUGGUCGGCUACACUGCAGCCGCCACGAGGUGCCACCACAAGUCCAGUGGCUAAGUGCACUGCGGCUCGCUGAGGGCAACCGCGUUUGGCUUACAUUUAGCGCUUCUUAGGCACGAAAAUCGGAAGUCCAAAAUGAAAUUUGAACUGCGCGCCACGGUAGCCUUCGCAGUGCAAGGCAUUGAAGGAGGAUGGGGAGCACAGCGGAGGCCGUGUUUCUCCGCUUCUGCUGACUGCAUUGAAGUACUUUUUGCCACAAAGUGAUUCUGAAAUAGCCUAUUUUCACUUCAAAUGUAUUUCUCCACUUCGAUAAAAAGUGGUUCAGGGCCCCUUUAAAGAGAUUCUUAAUGAAAGCAUAAAUAAGUUUACGAAAUAUUGCAGUCAUAUGCCUUCAUUGCCAGUUACAAUCGAAUGCGGUUAUAAUGAGCAAGCUUAUCCACUGGAAAUAUAUAUAUAUAUAUAUAUAUAUCAGUGAAGAAAAGAAGCCAGUAAUGAAUCCACUUAUUGAAAACAAAACUACACAUAGUAUGUAGGAGUCAUUGCCUGUGCCCUAAAGUGUUCCGAGUCGCAAAGAAUGGCGUUCUCAGCAUGUGCAUUUGAGUAGACCAGCUUUAGUGCGCUUCCCUCAAUGAUGGCCUGUACCAUCGCCACACAUCCACUGCAAAAGUACAUCCUGAAACGUCGUGCAAGGCAACUCCACAUUUCGCAGCAGACGCCCCAAGUUUAAUGUAUGCAUCCAAUGUCCAGUUCGUUACGAGAGAGUGGUUUUACAUGAGCAUUGUAAGUUUAGCAUGUUCGAUAUAGAAAAUACAAUUAUAUUUAUCCAGAUUUGUUCUGUUCAGGUUCAGUUGUAGUUCUGCGUUAAAAUCUUUUAAGACUCGGCCGACGACAGUGGGGCCCAGCAGAGCAUGACCUCAAGAUCUCGGGCACAGUACGCAGUGCCCGAAAUGACGUAUGGCUGCCCAUUUUUCGCAGCAAGUCUGUUGUUGCCUGCAGGUUGCGGCGUCUUCACUUGCGAGCCAACUACGUCAGUUGUUUGGCAUCAAAGCAGUGCUGAAAGAUUUUCAGAGCUGUAAUUUUAUCACCUGCGAUAGACUUAACAGUCGCUUUUAGUGUUCAUUUUUCUUUUCGGAGUUUGCAAGAUAUGUAAGCAGUAGGUCUUGCUGCGCUUCUGGUCCACAAAUAAUUGCUCUGCAAAAGCAGGGACUGUACAAAUGCUUUUAAGUGUGCAUACAGUGUGCCUCUAGAAGGCUGUUUUAGUUUUGUUUUGUCUUUAAUUGGUCAAUGCUUCUGACAUUCAUUACCUCGAUGCAUUAACUACACGGUGUGCUCGGAAGCUCCAUCUGGCCUGCAAUAGUUAUGGCUUGUAAAAGGAUGCUGUAGAACUUUGCCCAAAAAGUAAGCCAGCCUUUAUGUAAGGCCACCAACUUGUUUACAAACACGUGGUUGCACAACAGUUUUGAGAGUGCUGCAACAUAACCAGAACUCUCCGGAAGUAUUGUGUUGCGUGUGCGUGGUGGUGCAACAUCUGCAGGUACUUUGGACCAACUGAUUCCUGCUACGACUUCAGAAAAAUCCGGGGGUGUUAAGUGUUUCUCGGACUGUGCUUCAACUUUUGUGUCCUUGCUGGAGUACUGUGGUGUUUUGCAUUGUGGAAAGUUGUAUAGGAUUAAAAAUAUUGAGUCACUAA
Messenger RNA from Dermacentor silvarum, 7307 nucleotides. It is a transcript of the gene Mrgn1, whose product is annotated as probable E3 ubiquitin-protein ligase MGRN1. The transcript has 15 exons. The record is from RefSeq and is a predicted model, not a curated record. Gene Ontology annotation, molecular function: ubiquitin protein ligase activity. NCBI's taxonomy places the organism in Eukaryota, Metazoa, Arthropoda, Arachnida, Ixodida, Ixodidae. Gene Ontology annotation, cellular component: cytoplasm. Bases 132 to 2396 code for a protein of 754 amino acids. Gene Ontology annotation, biological process: protein ubiquitination.